Molecule: messenger RNA, 1989 nt
Organism: Panicum hallii
Lineage: Eukaryota; Viridiplantae; Streptophyta; Magnoliopsida; Poales; Poaceae
Product: probable protein S-acyltransferase 16
Exons: 7
Coding region: 228-1001 (257 amino acids)
Molecular function (GO): palmitoyltransferase activity
Source: RefSeq, a predicted model, not a curated record
GUCAACGUCACCAGCCAUUCCCACCAGGCUGGUCGCCCGUCUGCUCUGCCUUCCCCUCUCCGGCCGCUGCUCCUUCCCGCGGAAUAGACUGGGCAGCGGCCUCCCCUAGUAAAACGGGCGCACGCCGCGUGCGCGCCCGACCCGCUCGCCCCGCGCCCGAUGCGCCUCCCCCGCCUCCGCCGGCCGGGAGAACCCUAGCCCUAAGCGGGGGGGCUCCGUCCCCACCGAUGGCGGGGCGGCCGGGGUACCUCACCCUGCCGAUCUUCUCGGUGCUGGCGGCGAUCGGGUACGUCUACUACACCGCGGUGUUCCUGGCCGUCCCCCGGUGGCUGGGCCUGUCCACGGCGGCCGGGGUCGCCAACGCCGCCGCGUUCACGGCGCUCGCCGCCGCCUGCCUCGCCACCUACGCCGUCGCCGUGCGCAGGGACCCCGGGCGCGUGCCGCCGGGCUACGCGCCCGACGUCGAGGACGCCGAGAGCACCGUCCACGAGAUCAAGCGCAAGAGUGGUGACUUGAGAUAUUGCCAGAAAUGUUGCCACUAUAAACCUCCACGUGCACACCAUUGCCGUGUUUGCAAGAGAUGUGUUCUAAAAAUGGACCAUCAUUGCUUUUGGAUUAAUAACUGUGUUGGGCACGAGAACUACAAGAUUUUCUUGGUCUUUGUAUUGUAUGCUGUAGUUGCAAGCUUCUAUGCAAUGAUUCUGAUUAUAGGGAGCGUUAUGCACAGUGUUCCUAAAGAUGAACAGUCAGGCAGUGAUUCUUCUCGAACAUCCAUUAUUAUUUGUGGGGUCAUCCUUUCUCCAUUAGCAUUGGCAUUGGCGAUGCUCUUGGGUUGGCAUAUUUACCUCAUAUUACAGAAUAAAACUACAGUUGAGUACCAUGAAGGAGUUAGAGCAAUGUGGUUGGCAGAAAAGGGUGGAGAUCUCUAUCAUCAUCCAUAUGACCUUGGUGUCUAUGACAAUCUUAUUUCGGAAAGGAAACAAGCUGGAGACAUGACAUGAAAAAUGAUGUUUAUUAAUGUUAGACAUAUUCUGCUGGCACUAUUCAUUUGAUACUUUACACUUGUAGCAUGUAUUAAGUGGUGAAAGUAAAUUGUGACCAUAUGCCUAAUACAGUUAUGUCUCAAAAUCAUGCAACCUGUUAUGUGCUGCAAUGCUGCAUGUUAUGGCCAUUAACCAUGAUGGCACACUGCAGUGCAUGGCUUUGGAUAAGUUAGUUUGCAUGUUAUUGUUGUUUAGAUAAGAUAUGAUUGCAUUUAUUUUUUGUUAGUGUGUUAGAAACUCUUGUCAGGACCUAACCUCAUCUAUAUAAAGAGUGUAGUACUGCCCAUUCAGAUUUAUGCAAGCGAGAAUGAUUUAGGGCCUGUUUGGUUUGGGGAGGUUUAUUAUAAGCCCAUAAGCCUCUCACAUGGAGAGGCUUAUAAUAAGCCCAAAUAGAUGUUUGGUUGUAUGGGCUUAUAAUAAGCCUCUGUAGUAGGUAAUGACCUUUGUGCCCCUCAUGUAUGGGCUAGGGUGGAGGGGUAGGGGUUGGAAAGUGUUGCUUUUCUGGUGGGGUCCACAGAAAAUAAGCCUCAAAAGCACCCCUUCAAGGGGCUUAUGGGCUUAUGGAGAGGCUUAUAAUAAGCCUCUCCUUUCAACCUAGGUGUUUGGAUGGAAUGGGGCUUAUUAUAAGCCUCCCAAACCAAACAGGCCCUUAGUCUUGUAUCUAAUAAUCUAAGGAUUACAGCACAGCGCCACAACCUCAUUAAAUUUGUUUGUUCCCUUAACCACCAGUUGCAACCAAUGAACAAAGAGGUUUGAACUAUCAAAUUUUAUUAAAUGUUAAAUUGAAUAGUGACACUUGAAUGCAUAUGCGCCAAACAAAAAUGAUCACUUUUCAGUGCCCAAAACAUCAAAAAAGAAAGGAACAGGAGUAUUUAUGUUAUGUUAGUUGCUUUCUUAACCAUGGGUGGCAUCACUUGCUAUUAAUGUUCCAUUAUUUUCUGGUUGC